Molecule: messenger RNA, 948 nt
Organism: Suillus subalutaceus
Lineage: Eukaryota; Fungi; Basidiomycota; Agaricomycetes; Boletales; Suillaceae
Exons: 7
Coding region: 183-806 (207 amino acids)
Source: RefSeq, a predicted model, not a curated record
UCUUUCUCACGACGCGCGGCAUACAGUCAAUGUUCCAACUAUUUCGAUGACAGAUGCAGGGUGAGUGGGAUUCUCGAGCAACUCGUUGAUUCAACAUAACGACUCCUACAGUUGCCUUAUCAUGUACGACGCACUUGAUUGGAUGGGUGACGUUAUAAAUAUAAUACUGGGCACAAGUCAUCAUGAUCGCUCGGUUGCAUGCCAUGUAUCAGCGAUCCAGAAGGGUGCUGAUAUUUCUCGUUAUCAUCUUUGUGACCAUCAGAAUUGCCAACGCAGGGAUGGUCGCAAUAAAGAUGAAGCGGAUUUCAUGGGAGGAAUUCGUUCUCUCCGGCACCUAUCAGUGCAUGACUAGCAGCGCGGGAGAUCCCGCAUUUCUAGCUUCUUCUAUGACCUGGAUACUUGGCACUGUCUGGGAGGUCCUUGCACUCUGUCUCGCAGUCUGGAUUGCUGUAAAACACUUCCGUGAAUUACGACAACACUCAACGAGUGGUAUUAUUGGGGACUGUUUCACGGUGUUAAUGCAAACUCACGUUGGUUACUUUGCAAGUUAUUUUGUCAUCUCUUGCUUCCAGAUCGGUUUGUUCUCUCCAACGCUCUCAGCGGACAUGUUUUCCCUAGACACUCAGAUUUAUCUUGGUCUCGUUCAGAUAUUCCAGCUCGUGCAGAUGCUUGUGCUGGGACCACGUCUGAUCCUCGGUGUUCGAGAAUAUCACGCUGAGCUCGUGGCCAACUCUGAUACAAUAUCCGCUAUGACUUCGACUGCUUUUCAGGAGCACGUCCAUGUGUCGACUAGCAGUAGUGUGUAGCGCAGGAGAUGCUCGAUAUGAGAUUUGCAAUGGGCGGGUAGUGUGCGGGGAGCGGGAGAAUCCGUUUUUAUUUAUUCCAGGUUUUGUCGUGGUACUAAGAACGGAGCGUUUGAUCCCGCGGAACCAAUUCGCGUGUUUUUAU